AUCAACAAUUUUAGUUCCAAAAACGCAGCCAAUCUCCGCCGCCUCAUAAUCUCCGAUCACGCAUCUCAAUUAAUAUUUUCUCUCCGUCAAACCGCAAAAUCAUCAGAAUGUCAGGUGAAGAAGCUCCAGCCGCCGCCGUUCCCGUUGUCGCCGCAGAGACACCAGCGGCGCCACUUGGUGAGCCGAUGGAUUUGAUGACAGCAUUGCCGUUGGUGUUGAGGAAAGCAUUGGCGCAUGGAGGACUAGUUAGAGGACUACACGAAUGUGCAAAGCUGAUAGAGAAGAAUUCAGCUCAGCUUUGCGUGUUGGCGGAGGAUUGUAAUCAGAGUGAUUAUGUUAAGCUCGUUAAAAGUCUUUGCGCUGAUCAUAAUGUCGGUUUAUUGAUGGUUCCUAGUGCUAAAACCCUCGGUGAAUGGGCUGGUUUGUGUAAGAUUGAUUCAGAAGGCAAGGCGAGGAAAGUUGUUGGUUGCUCUUGCGCUGUAGUGAAGGAUUAUGGUGAGGAAAGUGAAGGUCUUAAUGUUGUUCAGCAACACAUCAAGUCUCAAUAAGCGGUAGUAGAUCGUAUUGAACGGGUCUGAGCUGAAGCUUAUUUGUUAGAGAUCUUAUUUCUUAUUUUCAUGUUACCCUCAUCUUUGGGGUUUUUGAAUGUUUGAUAGUUACUAUUAUUUCCAAUGCUGCUUGUUUGUUAAUUUGGUAGAACAUCCUUGAUACCUGAAAUGUUGAGUCAACAUCUUUCUGAAAUUUUGAAAUUAACGCUA
This is a messenger RNA of Mercurialis annua (annual mercury), 758 nucleotides long. RefSeq names its product 40S ribosomal protein S12. Gene Ontology annotation, cellular component: cytosolic small ribosomal subunit; ribosome. The record is from RefSeq and is a predicted model, not a curated record. Gene Ontology annotation, biological process: translation. The transcript has 4 exons. Gene Ontology annotation, molecular function: structural constituent of ribosome. Bases 108 to 548 code for a protein of 146 amino acids. NCBI's taxonomy places the organism in Eukaryota, Viridiplantae, Streptophyta, Magnoliopsida, Malpighiales, Euphorbiaceae.